GAGAGAGAGAAAAAAAGAAAGAGAGAGAGCGAGAGCUGAGUCACAGAGCGGCCCGUCCUGACAGCACCGGAGUUCGGCGCGGCUUGGCUCGGCUCGGCUUGGCUUGGCUCGUUCGGCCCCACAAUGCUCACCAUCACCCUGAAAACUCUGCAACAGCAGACCUUCAAGGUGGAGAUUGACCCCGAGCUAACGGUAAGAUCAUUGAAGGAAAAAAUUGAAGCUGAGAAGGGCUCUGAUGCUUAUCCAGCUUCUGGACAGAAGCUUAUUUAUGCAGGUAAAAUCUUGAAUGAUGACAUCCCCUUGAAGGAUUACAAGAUUGACGAAAAGAACUUUGUUGUUGUUAUGGUGACAAAGGUGAGACACUAUCUGUCAAAAAUCUCACCUCUCCGCCUCCUCCCCCCUCCUCCUAUUGCCCCCUUGCCAGACGUGGCUAGCGUUCCCGUAGCAGCAAUUGACUUGCCAGGGGAUGCCACACCUUUGCCCUCUAGUACACCUCCUGAAGUGAUCCAGCCGGCUGAGGUGACACCCCUCAUCACCCCGCCAGCCUCCAGCACUGAAUCGUCUGUCCGACUCCCAGAGACGGAGGAGCAGCCACCAGAAGAGGCAGAGGCGCCUUCCAGAGGUUCAGAAGAAGACUUCAGUCUUUUAGAAGAGGCAGCGUCAAUAUUAGUUACAGGACAAGCCUAUGAAAACCUGGUCACCGAGAUCAUGUCAAUGGGCUAUGAGAGGGAACAGGUGAUUGCAGCUUUGAGAGCGAGCUUCAACAAUCCAGACCGGGCAGUGGAAUACCUAUUGACGGGAAUCCCAGUGGAGCCAGACCUCCCGCCUCCAGAGGUGGUCCAUCCUGCACCAGUUUCUAAUCCCACGGCAGCGCCAGCUGAGAGAACGCCCCCUGCAGCAAGAGGUGUGGUGUCAUCUUCCACGAACCCACUGGAGUUUCUGAGAAAUCAGCCACAGUUCUCACAGAUGCGACAGAUCAUCCAACAGAACCCAGCGCUCCUGCCAGCCUUGUUACAGCAGCUGGGCCGAGACAAUCCUCACCUGCUACAGCAAAUCACACAGCAUCAAGAGAGGUUUGUACAAAUGUUGAAUGAACCUUACGGAGAACCUGCAGAGGGGGCUGAAGGUCAGGGGACGCAGCAGACCAAUUACAUCCAGGUCACCCCUCAAGAGAAGGAAGCCAUCGAGAGGUUGAAAGCAUUGGGCUUCCCAGAAGGCUUGGUCAUCCAAGCAUACUUUGCCUGUGAGAAAAACGAGAACCUGGCGGCCAACUUCCUCCUGCAGCAAAACUUUGAUGAUGAGUAAAAAACAAAAACAAAAAAAUCCAGAAGGGCAAAGAAGUGACGAGAGGGUGUUCGAGAGAGAGAGAGAAUUACGAGCGAACAUGGAACGUCAACGGGUAACGAGGAAGAGGAGGAGGACACGCAGAUUCAGCCGUCAUGUGUUGACACCCCCACCCUAUCCCUCACCUCCCUCACCCCCCCAAGCCUGUCUCAACCCGGAGGGGAGAAAAAAAAGAAAAGCUUGCCUGUAACGACACACUGGACCACUGUGUUUUCUCACCCACACGCACAGAUGGACCAUUUUACAAUAGGAGCGUUGCAGUCGUCUCCUCCUGUCCUUUUUUUAAGUUAUUUUUAAUCUGCACAUCCCCAGCGAGAGAGAAAGAGAUCCACAAAUUUUUGGGGGUUAGGUGGGGCACUGGCCGGGUUUGACAUGCUGAAGCUUUGCUGAAAACAAAA
Messenger RNA from Erpetoichthys calabaricus (reedfish), 1742 nucleotides. RefSeq names its product RAD23 homolog A, nucleotide excision repair protein b (gene rad23ab). The transcript is spliced from 11 exons. Gene Ontology annotation, biological process: nucleotide-excision repair; proteasome-mediated ubiquitin-dependent protein catabolic process. Gene Ontology annotation, cellular component: cytosol; nucleoplasm. Gene Ontology annotation, molecular function: polyubiquitin modification-dependent protein binding; proteasome binding; damaged DNA binding. The coding region runs from base 124 to 1305 and encodes 393 amino acids. Lineage: Eukaryota; Metazoa; Chordata; Cladistia; Polypteriformes; Polypteridae. The record is from RefSeq and is a predicted model, not a curated record.